CUACUCGUCGGUUUCCAUAUCCUCUUUACCAAAGAAACUCGAUUCCCAUAUUUAACCUAUCGAGAACGCUUCUUGACGAAGAUAAUCUUUUCAAAAAUUUCGGCCUCUCAGAAACACUUUUCCUUUUUGGAUUCAAGGUUAUUGUCUAUUAAUACAAUAAUCCAGUCCUCUCUCUCCUCAUCCAACGUCAACCCAACCUCUCUCUCUCUCUCUGGUUAAGUUCUCUCUUGUUACUCUCUCCAUGGCCAUACAUGAGAGCUUUAACGAAGGAGGCUUUCUGGGCUUCUUAGACGACUUAGAGUUCGAUAAAAAUAUGACCGAACAAUUGAUGGGUUCCGAUGACUUCGUCAGUUCACCGGCGAGUUUGAGUGAGUUUUCGGAGAGCCAGCUGUGCAUACCGGACGACCCAAUAGAGGAUUUGGAGUGGUUUCCAAACUUUACUAACGAACCCAUCUCUUUAAGUGGUAUUCAGACGAGCCCGGACCAUGAAAUCUUCUCAUUUAGCGGUUUUCCGAAGACCCCUGAACAAGAAACGGAAGAGAGCAAUGAGAGAGUAGUAGGUCCAAGGAAGGGCUUUGAGGGACUUCUUAGACGAGUGAUAACUAGUAAGAAGCCGAGGACGAAGCGCGUGGGGGGUCGCAGAUGGGGGUCCAUGAAGAGUCCGUCGCCGGAGAAGACGAUCGGUGUUGUUCUGGGAAGGAGGUGUACGCAUUGUCAGGUAGAUAAGACACCGCAGUGGAGAACGGGGCCAUUGGGGCCUAAGACGCUAUGUAAUGCAUGUGGUGUGAGGUUCAAGUCUGGUCGGUUGGUGCCGGAAUAUCGGCCGGCGGCGAGUCCAAGCUUCAAUGUGGAGGUGCACUCUAAUAGUCAUAAGAAGAUAAUGAAGAUGAGGGAGGUGAAAGAUUGGUAGGGGACUUAUGUAAAUGUAUUGUAAUAAAAGAAAAAAGGGCUUAUUUGAAUGUGUUUGGGUUAAGAGGGGUAGUCAGUGAAUCAUGCUGUGUAUAAAAUUUCAUUGGGUUAGAAUUUUGUCUUUAGUGCAUUUUACUGUUUACAAAAUUGGGUUGGAAUUUUUCCAUUUAUUUAUAUAUUUUUUAAUAGGUC
Messenger RNA from Macadamia integrifolia, 1101 nucleotides. RefSeq names its product GATA transcription factor 4-like. The coding region runs from base 242 to 910 and encodes 222 amino acids. The record is from RefSeq and is a predicted model, not a curated record. Gene Ontology annotation, biological process: regulation of DNA-templated transcription. NCBI's taxonomy places the organism in Eukaryota, Viridiplantae, Streptophyta, Magnoliopsida, Proteales, Proteaceae. Gene Ontology annotation, molecular function: sequence-specific DNA binding; zinc ion binding. The transcript has a single exon.